This is a messenger RNA of Populus euphratica (Euphrates poplar), 3190 nucleotides long. Its product is annotated as helicase SEN1-like. NCBI's taxonomy places the organism in Eukaryota, Viridiplantae, Streptophyta, Magnoliopsida, Malpighiales, Salicaceae. The record is from RefSeq and is a predicted model, not a curated record. Gene Ontology annotation, molecular function: helicase activity.
CGGCAUAUACUUUUCUUUCACUAGCAGAAGUGCUCAAGACAUUAACUGUUCUGAGUUUGCUAUGGUAUAGGUGAGUUUGUGCUUCAUUUUGCAACUCAUAAUAACCAUAAUGUUGUUGUGUUUUUUGAGAAGCUGAUGAGUAUGUAACAGAAAAGCAAUGAACAAGAGAACUGAUCAUGUGAAGUGGGAAAAGGUCAAGGGUAGAGGGUUACUAGAUUUAGUGUUUUCUUGGUCUAUUCAAGAUGUGCUCAAUGAGGAUCUUUACAAAGACCAGGUUUGUGGAGAAGAUCCCAACUCUUUCAAGUCAACAGCUCCUUACAUGAAAGCAUUCAUUCCACCCCUACAUGUGGAAACACAUGCUGAUUUGCUUUCAAGUACAGAAUCACUGGCUGAAGCACCAACUUGUAGAAUACUGUGUGUUAGAAAAUCUAAGGAUUAUAAGCCACCUAAGGACUUGUUUUACGAAAUUUCGGUGGAAGAAACCACAGUUGGAUAUGUACCUUGGGUCGGGGAUCUUAUAGCCCUGACAUAUGUGCAACUGAAGUGCAUUGAUGAUUUAAGGAAGACCCAGCAAUCCUAUCAUGUUGCUUUCGUUCAUGCCGUGGAAGGGGGAAAUCGUUUGACACCCUCGAUUCUGUCUUCGAAGCCCAUAGUGGAUGAAGAAGGCUUGAACAAGGGAACACUCUUUGCUGUUCAUUUGAUAAAUCUGACGACAAAUUUGCGAAUAUGGAGAUCGUUGCACUUGGAACUCGAAGGGAGGAACAUGAACGUUAUUAAGAAAGUGCUGCAAAAAAAUUUCAAUGAUGGUGGAAAUUGUUCUAUUUGCUCUCCUAGUAAAAUUAGUGAUGUUGCCUCUGCCUGCAUAAGGGAUGCAUUACAGACUUUUAAUUUAAACAGCUCACAAGAAGCUGCGGUUUUAAGCUGUAUUCACACAGCCAGAUGCUGUCACCAUUAUUCUGUCAAAUUAUUAAAGGGUCCUCCAGGAACUGGGAAAACAAAGACAGCUAGUUGCUUAUUACACUCACUAUUAAGAAUGAAAUGCAGAACACUUACAUGUGCUCCAACUAACAUUGCAGUGUUAGAAUUUGAUGGUGAUCAGAAUGGCCUUCUUCAUGUAUUUCUUGAUCAUCGUGCUGAUAUACUUGCGAAGAGCUUUGAUACAUCAACUGGCUGGAAACACAGUUUAGCUACAUUGAUAAGUUUACUUGAAGACUCUGAAGCGCAAUACCAUUUGUACUCGCAGGAUAACAUGGGAAAGGAAGGACUUUUGACUUGUGAUCGAUUCGUAUGGGAAAGAUUUAAUUUCUCCGGAAAGCAAUUAAAGUUCUGUAUUGUGAAUUUGUAUACACACUUACCGACUUCUUUGAUUUCAUUAGAAGUGAUGAGGAUCAUGACCAGGGCUCUUGAUUUGAUGACAUCACUUGAAACCUUGUUGCUUAGUCUCAGUGCUGCCAAUGAAGGUUUAAAGCAGAUUCCAGGGGAAAAUGAAGAUGAAGAAAGAAGACUUCAUGAUCGUAUAAAGUUGAGAAAUGAAAAAAGGGAAUGCCUCAAUACUCUACGCUUACUUUCUCUAAAAUUUCAGGUUCCAGAAUUCGCUGAUAAAAAUUCUAUUGAGAAAUUCUGCUUAUCAAAUGCAUGCCUGCUUUUCUGUACCGUGUCAGGCUCUGCCAGGCUGCAUAGUAUAAGAAUGGCACCUCUGCACUGCUUGGUGAUUGACGAAGCUGCUCAGCUCAAAGAAUGUGAAUCAACAAUCCCCUUACAACUCUCCGGCCUUCACCAUGCUAUUCUCAUAGGAGAUGAACGGCAAUUGCCUGCCAUCGUUAAUAGCAAGAUUUCAGAGAAGGCUGGUUUUGGUAGAAGUUUGUUUGAGAGGCUCGUAAAGCUGGGAUGCAAGAGCCAUCUUCUAAACAUUCAAUAUCGAAUGCAUCCAUCAAUAAGCUUAUUUCCGAAUACGGAGUUCUAUGGAAGGCAGGUUUUGGAUGCGCCGAACGUCAAAGAAACUGGCUACAGGAGACGGUUCCUCCAAGGAAACAUGUUCGAAUCCUACUCUUUCAUAAAUAUAGCCCAUGGAAAAGAGGAAGUUGUUGAGAAACAGAGUUUCAAAAAUACAGUCGAGGCUGCUGCUGCUGCUGAUAUAGUUGGGAGACUUUUCAAAGAUAUUAAUGGCACUGGGAAGAAGGUUAGCAUAGGUAUCAUAUCACCAUACCAGGCUCAAGUUCAUGCAAUUCAAGAGAAGAUUGGGAAAUUCAUUUCAGAUUCUGACAGUGCCUUUUCUGUAAGUGUUGGCACGGUUGAUGGUUUUCAGGGUGGAGAGGAGGAUCUGAUAAUUAUCUCUACUGUUCGAAGCAAUGAGAACGGAUCGGUGGGUUUUGUUUCGAAUCCUCAACGAACAAAUGUGGCGCUGACUCGUGCAAGGUUUUGCCUCUGGAUUUUAGGAAAUGAAGCAACUUUAGUUAAGAGCGGCUCUAUUUGGAAGAAGAUAGUCAACGAUGCGAAGCAUCGGCAAUGCUUCUAUAACGCUGAAGAGGAUGAGAGUUUGGCUCAGGCUAUUACAGAAAGCUUGAUCGAGCAUGGCCGACUUGAUGUUCUACUACAAACUCACUCCCCAUUGUUCCGGAAUGCAAGAUGGAUGAUUUUUUUCAGUGAUGAUUUCCGGAGAUCCAUGGCGAGAGUUAGGAAUGUCAGAAUCUGUAAGGAAGUGCUUUCCCUAUUAGCCAAGCUUUCAAAUGGUUGGCGUCAGCAUCAGUCUCGCAAGAAGAGAAGCCUAAUGGUUCACAAUGGCAUUUCUUUUCCACUGAUAGAGCAGUAUAAUGUCAGUGCACAGCUAAAUAUGAUCUGGACUGUGGACAUUCUGCAGGAAAACUCAUUCUGCAUUCAAGUUUUGAAGGUUUGGGAUAUUUUACCAUCACCUAAUAUACCAAAACUAGCAACGAGUCUCGACACCUUAUUUCGGAAUUACACGAAGGAGCAGAUGAAUCGCUGCUUAUACAAAUGCAUGGAGGGGAAUUUGAUUGUUCCAAUGAGAUGGACAGUGAACACGUGUAGUGACUGUCAGGGCAGCUGCGGUGGAGCCGAUGCUGUGCAGCUGCGGAAAUCACUUGCAUCACUCUGUCUAGAGGAUGAACCAAGCACAACGGGUAAAGCUGCCAGAAAACAACGAAGCCUCAAAAGGGAUUAGCCAAGAACCAGC